GGCGGAGGGGCGGAGGGCUGCGAGGCUGGGGCGUUAGCUGCGUCCCGGCCCGGAGCCCGCGAAGAGGACGAGGAGGAAGGCGCCGCCGUGGCCGCAGCCACAGUGCUCGGAGCGCGACGAGCCAUGAGCAGCGGCCCCGCGAGCGACCCCGCUGUCGCUGGCCGCCGCUGAGCCCGGCCGGGGGACGGCUCGCCGCUCCCCAGCACCCUUCGCAGCCGGCACCCUCUCGCCCAGAGGUAUGUAGUGGUUUCCUAAGGCAUACCUGAGGUUUCUUCAUGGACAAGUCAUUAAAAUGCCAUCCAGAUGAGCGAUGAGGACAAGUGGUCUUAACCCUCUCGUCACAAUACUGCAGAAUCGUCAGAGCCAAUCAGCUUUAUGUGUUUUUACAUUCUCUCUAUUUUUUGAUGAUUUAUGUAAGCCCCAAAGAAACAUGAUUCCGGUGACGGAGUUCCGGCAGUUCUCUGAGCAGCAGCCUGCCUUCCGGGUUCUGAAGCCAUGGUGGGAUGUAUUUACCGACUACUUGUCCGUGGCCAUGCUGAUGAUUGGUGUGUUCGGAUGCACUUUGCAGGUCAUGCAAGACAAGAUAAUCUGCCUUCCAAAAAGAGUGCAGCCUUCUCAGAACCACUCUUCCGUUUCGAAUGUCUCUCAAGCAGUGGCCAGUACCACCCCACUGCCUCCACCGAAACCGUCUCCUACUAACCCAGUCACUGUGGAAAUGAAAGGACUGAAGACAGAUUUGGACCUUCAGCAGUACAGCUUUAUUAACCAGAUGUGCUAUGAGCGAGCCCUCCACUGGUACGCCAAGUAUUUCCCUUACCUUGUCCUCAUCCAUACCCUGGUCUUCAUGCUCUGUAGCAACUUUUGGUUCAAAUUCCCUGGUUCCAGCUCCAAAAUAGAACAUUUCAUCUCAAUCCUGGGGAAGUGUUUUGACUCUCCCUGGACCACAAGGGCUUUAUCUGAAGUGUCUGGGGAGGACUCAGAAGAAAAGGACAACAGGAAGAACAACAUGAGCCGGUCCAACACCACCCAGUCUGGUCCAGAAGGCAGCCUGGUCAACUCUCAGUCUUUAAAGUCAAUUCCUGAGAAGUUUGUGGUUGACAAAUCCACUGCAGGGGCUCUAGAUAAGAAGGAGGGUGAGCAAGCGAAGGCUUUAUUUGAGAAGGUGAAGAAGUUCAGGCUGCACGUAGAAGAAGGUGAUAUAUUAUAUGCUAUGUAUGUUCGUCAGACUGUACUUAAGGUUAUAAAAUUCCUAAUCAUCAUUGCAUAUAAUAGCGCCCUGGUUUCCAAAGUCCAGUUUACAGUGGACUGUAAUGUUGACAUUCAGGACAUGACUGGAUAUAAAAACUUUUCUUGCAAUCAUACCAUGGCACACUUGUUCUCAAAACUCUCCUUUUGCUACCUGUGCUUUGUAAGUAUCUACGGAUUGACGUGCCUUUAUACCUUAUACUGGCUGUUCUACCGUUCUCUGAGGGAGUACUCUUUUGAGUAUGUCCGGCAGGAAACUGGAAUUGAUGAUAUUCCAGAUGUGAAAAAUGACUUUGCUUUUAUGCUUCAUAUGAUAGAUCAGUACGACCCUCUGUAUUCCAAGAGGUUUGCAGUGUUCCUAUCUGAAGUGAGUGAAAACAAAUUAAAGCAGCUGAAUUUAAACAAUGAGUGGACUCCGGAUAAACUGAGGCAGAAGCUGCAGACGAAUGCCCAUAACCGCCUGGAAUUGCCUCUCAUCAUGCUCUCUGGCCUUCCAGACACUGUUUUUGAAAUCACAGAGUUGCAGUCUCUAAAACUUGAAAUCAUUAAGAAUGUCAUGAUACCAGCCACCAUUGCACAGCUAGACAAUCUCCAGGAGCUCUCUCUGCACCAGUGCUCGGUCAAAAUCCACAGCGCGGCGCUCUCUUUCCUGAAGGAGAACCUCAAGGUCUUGAGCGUCAAGUUUGAUGAUAUGAGGGAGCUGCCCCCCUGGAUGUAUGGCCUCCGGAACCUGGAGGAGCUCUACCUGGUUGGCUCUCUAAGUCACGAUAUUUCCAAAAAUAUCACCCUUGAGUCUCUGCGGGAUCUCAAAAGCCUUAAAAUUCUCUCUAUCAAAAGCAAUGUUUCCAAAAUCCCGCAGGCAGUGGUUGAUGUUUCCAGCCAUCUCCAGAAGAUGUGCAUACACAACGAUGGCACCAAGCUGGUGAUGCUUAACAAUCUGAAGAAGAUGACCAAUCUGACAGAGCUAGAGCUGGUCCACUGUGACCUGGAGCGCAUUCCUCACGCCGUGUUCAGCCUGCUUAGCCUCCAGGAAUUGGACCUCAAGGAAAAUAAUCUGAAAUCUAUAGAAGAGAUCGUUAGCUUCCAGCACUUGAGAAAGUUGACAGUGCUAAAACUGUGGCAUAACAGCAUCACCUACAUCCCAGAGCAUAUAAAGAAACUCACCAGCCUGGAGCGCCUCUUCUUUAGUCACAAUAAAAUAGAGGUGCUGCCUUCCCACCUCUUCCUAUGCAACAAGAUCCGAUAUCUGGACUUGUCCUACAAUGACAUUAGAUUUAUCCCGCCUGAGAUCGGAGUUCUACAAAGUUUACAGUAUUUUUCCAUCACUUGUAACAAAGUGGAGAGCCUUCCAGAUGAACUCUAUUUCUGUAAGAAACUCAAAACUCUGAAGAUUGGGAAAAACAGCCUAUCAGUACUUUCACCAAAAAUUGGAAAUUUACUGUUUCUCUCCUAUUUAGAUGUUAAAGGCAAUCACUUUGAAAUUCUCCCUCCCGAACUGGGCGACUGUCGGGCUCUGAAGCGAGCUGGUUUAGUUGUAGAAGAUGCUCUGUUUGAAACCCUGCCUUCUGAUGUCCGGGAGCAAAUGAAAACAGAAUAACUUAUUUUUGUUUAAAGUUUGACUGAAACAUGCUUCUACCAAAUACAGUAUAAAUAAUUAGGUAGUCUUAACGCCUUUCCUAUUUUAUUAUUUUUUUCUUUUUCACACAAAACAAAAUGUACACAAAGACUGA
Molecule: messenger RNA, 2975 nt
Organism: Balaenoptera ricei (Rice's whale)
Lineage: Eukaryota; Metazoa; Chordata; Mammalia; Artiodactyla; Balaenopteridae
Gene: LRRC8C
Product: leucine rich repeat containing 8 VRAC subunit C
Exons: 4
Coding region: 311-2842 (843 amino acids)
Molecular function (GO): protein binding
Source: RefSeq, a predicted model, not a curated record